Messenger RNA from Hyaena hyaena (striped hyena), 3637 nucleotides. It is a transcript of the gene PITPNA, whose product is annotated as phosphatidylinositol transfer protein alpha. Bases 202 to 1014 code for a protein of 270 amino acids. The transcript has 12 exons. The record is from RefSeq and is a predicted model, not a curated record. Gene Ontology annotation, cellular component: cytoplasm. Gene Ontology annotation, molecular function: phosphatidylcholine binding; phosphatidylinositol binding; phosphatidylinositol transfer activity. NCBI's taxonomy places the organism in Eukaryota, Metazoa, Chordata, Mammalia, Carnivora, Hyaenidae. Gene Ontology annotation, biological process: phospholipid transport.
UCCGGGCGGCGUCGGCAGCGGCGCGGGUGGCGGCAAGGCCGGGGCGGCAGGAGCCGGCGCGGCGACCGCAGCGAGAGCGGCGGGGACGGAGCAGACCACGACGAAGGCGCACAGGCAGCAGGGCCGGGCCGGGCCACGGGGACAGCGGCCGCCGGGAAGCGGGCGGGAGGCCGGGCGGGCAGCUGGGAGCUGCGGAGCGACAUGGUGCUGCUCAAGGAGUAUCGAGUCAUCCUGCCGGUGUCUGUAGAUGAGUACCAAGUAGGGCAGCUGUAUUCUGUGGCCGAGGCCAGUAAAAAUGAAACGGGUGGUGGUGAAGGCGUGGAGGUCCUGGUGAACGAGCCCUAUGAGAAGGAUGGCGAGAAAGGCCAGUACACACACAAGAUCUACCACUUACAGAGCAAAGUGCCCACGUUUGUUCGAAUGCUAGCCCCAGAGGGAGCCCUGAAUAUACAUGAAAAGGCAUGGAAUGCCUACCCUUACUGCAGAACUGUUAUUACGAAUGAAUACAUGAAAGAAGACUUUCUGAUUAAAAUUGAAACCUGGCACAAACCAGAUCUUGGCACCCAGGAGAAUGUGCACAAACUGGAGCCUGAGGCGUGGAAACAUGUGGAAGCCAUAUAUAUAGACAUUGCAGAUCGAAGCCAAGUACUUAGCAAGGAUUACAAGGCGGAGGAAGACCCAGCAAAAUUUAAAUCUAUCAAAACAGGCCGAGGACCCUUGGGCCCGAAUUGGAAGCAAGAACUUGUAAACCAGAAAGACUGCCCAUACAUGUGUGCAUACAAACUGGUUACUGUCAAGUUUAAGUGGUGGGGCCUGCAGAACAAAGUAGAAAACUUUAUACAUAAGCAAGAAAGGCGUCUGUUUACAAACUUCCACAGGCAGCUGUUCUGUUGGCUCGAUAAGUGGGUUGACCUGACCAUGGACGACAUCCGAAGGAUGGAAGAAGAGACGAAGAGACAGCUGGAUGAGAUGAGACAAAAGGACCCAGUGAAAGGAAUGACCGCGGAUGACUAAAGCCACCCCUCUCCCUUCUGCACUUUUUGCAAGACAGUGGUCAACAGGAAGGCCCAGCAGCUCCACCCUCCCGAGUGACAGGCCAUCUUCGGACGCAGCCUUUAUCUGUGCCCAUUCUUCAGGCAACUUUCGAUCCCUUACUGUAGCUAAUUCUAGAUGCCCUUCAAUAUUGUGAACAAAUAGACCGUCUGGUAUUACGAAGCCCGCGUGUACGGGAGACUGCUCCUCUGAGAUACAUGGCCUGUAGGUUGCUGUGUUUACAGCUCCUCCCUCUGCAGCCAUUGUGUUCUCAGCCCAUUUCUGUGUGCCCCUCCCUUUAUUUCCAAGUGACAUUUUUAGUCUUUCAAAAUAGCUGCCUUUUGUGAUGUGGUGAUUGAAAUGAUUUAAGUUUGUUUGUUUUCAACCUUGGGAUAAACUGAGGUAUUUUGCUUCCUGGGCAGAUCUUUGCAAAUUUGAGUGCUCCCCUGGGGAGAGGAGAUGAGUUGGAAAUACAGUUUUUUCCUCCAUUUCCACAGAACAGCAGUGUGGCUUCCUAACUGUGAUCUCUGUUCUCAGCAUCCCCAUUGCUCGUGCACUAUAGGCACCAAGGAAGUGCCCAGGGCCCAGCCAGUCUGUUUUAAAAAGUCAACAAAUUCAAAUAACCUCUGCCCCAGGCAUUGCAUCUCCCGGUCACUAGUCUUAGAAACACCUAUGGCUUCUCGGCCCUCCUGUUGCCCGAUCUGUCUGGACCUCGCAGAGCCCACAAUACACCCUGGUCCGCUCUCCACCUGGAGGGACCCGUCCGGUGUGGCCCUUAGAAUUAAGUCUGCCCUGUGUGUACUAAUUAGUCUGCCCGCCCCACUGAGGAGCUCUCUAUGUCCACGCUCCUCUUCCCUUUUGGGCUGGUGCUGCCACUCAGCAAUAAUCCUCUUUUCUCUGUGCUUUCUCAGAUUCCUGUCCUCUGUCUUUUGAGGUUGGUCAGGACACAAGGGUCCCGAUCUUUUCAUGCUGCACAAAACGAGCAUGCAAAAAGCUUUUCCCCAGCAGAACAUGUUCCCUCUUGUCUCCAGUGGCUGGAAAGGAAUUUGGGGAUCAGGAACUCAGCUCAUCCCGCCCCCAUGCUGAGUUCUGUCCUGGACAAUCAAAAGCAAGUAGUGAUCAUGGUAUGGAGCUCUGCCACAGUAGGCCGGUGAAUAAGUCCAGACUCCAAGGGAGGUAGAGGCUGCUAAGUGCUUCGUAGUCUUGUACGACUUGGCAGAACCCAAGUGCGCCUUCCCGGUGGGAGAAUCCGAGAUAGCUGUGGUGUCAUCCGACAUCCGCCUUGUGAGGUAUGUGUUAGCCAGGCGUGUUGUGACCCAAGCCCACGCCAGCCCAGGUGUGGCGGCGGAAUAAGAGACCAAAUCUGUGUUGGGGGAGCAAGAAGUAGGAUGGGAUCAUUUAUCCUUAUGUUCUUGUCAGUUUGUUUUGCCUUACUCAUCUCUAAGUGCAAUAAGGGAGUGUUGCACAGGAUUGCACCCGUGACAUCCUGAUGCAUGCUUCCCUGUGGCCCUGCUGGGGCAACAGUGGACAGACUGAGACCCCUCAGUGUGGCUGGCUCCCACCUUCAUUGAGGCCUCUUUGGGACCAGGAAACGUCCUGUUGCACCUUCCUGUCAGUCUUCUCAUCUUGCAGGGUCUACAGUAAUGGAUCUGGGGCAGUUCAGUUGGCUAUUAGGAUCCCGACUGCUGGUAGCUUCUAUUUGACUGGGAAAGCGAAGCAUUCCUACUGGAGAAAAAUGUAAAUGUUUCCCUACAAGCUCUGUAUUAGCUAUAAUUAUAUUUGUGCUUCAAGUUCUCCCUUCCUCACUCAUCCACUAAGUCCAGCUGUGGGUUUUCCUGGGAGAAACGAACCAUGAUGUUCAAAGCAGACAGGCGGUUUGAGGGUCAGCAGAUGGUAGUCUCCUUGCUUCAGCUCUUCUCGCAGAUCCACACAUAUCACUCCAACUCCGGUGGGGGCUCGCUCUUUCUCUGGCUUUUCUCUGGCUCCUCCCACCUCCACCUGUUGCCCCAGUCUGAAAGCAUCCACAUGAGCUGAGCUAGAAUUUCCCGAGGUCAGCUGGAUCUGGGGCUCCAACCCACAGAAACAUAAUGAGGGGUUUCCCUGGUCUGUUCUAUCCCCACGGAUAGUGUUGCUGCUGGGCAACAGUGUUGGCUUUUAAGUACCCCCCUGACCCUCUCACCCACCCCCCAGACUGACUAGCAACCAGAGGGGCUUCUGAUGCAAGGCUCGGCUCCAGGAACAGCACCUGAGGGCGUGCCAUGCCCCUGCAGACUAGCUGCUUCCAUUAGAUUUCCAGGGUCGCAGUCCCAGUUUGAAGCAGCAGUGCCUCUGUUAAGGGGGGAUGCAGGACUCUGGCCUUCUCACGGAGAGAGGUCAGGGACGGGGUCAGUAUUGUGGGCAUGUGUGUAUCUUCCCAAGUUCUCUUACAGUCCCUGCUGGGACUCCCUGACUUAUUUUGGUUGGUUCCUAGUGCUACUUUUACAAAAUACACUUUGUAGAACUGAUUAGAUUACCUUUAUUUAAUGUGAGUUUGUGCCUUUUUGUCUCAAUCUUCCGAAACAGGUAUAUUGGGGGGGAAAGCAGUCUAAUAAAAUCCUAGACAGAG